Messenger RNA from Lineus longissimus, 2279 nucleotides. RefSeq names its product heat shock 70 kDa protein 14-like. The record is from RefSeq and is a predicted model, not a curated record. Gene Ontology annotation, cellular component: cytosol; plasma membrane; nucleus. NCBI's taxonomy places the organism in Eukaryota, Metazoa, Nemertea, Pilidiophora, Heteronemertea, Lineidae. Gene Ontology annotation, molecular function: ATP binding; ATP-dependent protein folding chaperone. The transcript has 13 exons. Bases 2 to 1504 code for a protein of 500 amino acids.
AAUGGCAGCGGCCUUCGGUUUGCAUUUUGGUUCAACUUCUGGCUGUUUAGCCGUUUAUAAAGAUGGGAAAACGAAUGUUGUUGCCAAUGAUGCAGGUGACAGGACAACUCCGGCAAUUGUUGCUUUCACGGACCAUGAUCAAAAUGUUGGCCUGGCUGCCAAGCAAGGACUGAUCCGAAAUGCAGCCAAUACGAUAUGCAACGUAAAACAGAUUGUGGGGUGUAAAUAUGAUGAUCCUGCUGUGGCUGAAAUGAUGGCCAACAGUAAACUGAAAAUACUCGAUGUUGGUGGGAAACCAGUUUUUGAAGUGAAGGUCAAGGACAAACUGACAAAGUUUACUCCAAAGCAGAUCAUAACAAUGAUUUAUAAGGAUCUUUUAGAUACUGCUGCUCGUCAUGGUGAAGGGGACAUCCAUGACACUGUGAUGGCCGUACCUCCAGGGUUUACAGAUGAACAGCUUUCUGAAAUGUGUGAAUGUGCUAAAGCAGCUGGUUUCAACAUCUUGAGGGUUAUCAGUGAAGGCGCUGCAGCCGCUCUGGCUUACGAUAUCGGACAAAUUGAUACACAUGAUUACAGCAAUGUGGUCGUGUACAGAUUGGGUGGUACAUCACUAGACAUAACGCUACUCAACGUAAACCAUGGAAUGUACAGAAUCAUCUCAACUCAUGAAGACAAAACACUUGGAGGUGCUGCAUUCACAGACGUACUAGUUGACCAUUUUGCAGAUGAUUACAAAAGGAAAUGGAGGUCAGAUAUUAGAGAAAAUCUGCGGUCGAAGUUUAAGAUGAGGGCAGCAGCUGAAAACUGUAAGCACAUCCUUGCCAGAAUGGGGACAGCCUCAAGUUUUAUCGAAUCACUUCAUGAGGGAGUGGACUACAACUGCCAAGUUACUAGGGCAAGAUUUGAUGGUCUGUGCACUCCACUAGUACAAAGAUGUCUUGAACCUCUUGCCAGAUGUUUAGCUGAAGCUGGGCUCAAAAAAGAGGAUAUUCAUAAGGUUGUAGUCUGUGGAGGUACAAUGAAAGUUCAGUGUCUUCAGAAACAUAUCAGUGACUACUUUGCAAACGCAGAGAUUUUGAGCAGCAUCCCACCAGAUGAGGUGAUCGCAAUCGGUGCUGCGAAAGAAGCCGCCAUUUUGACAGGAAAUGAAGAUGACGCCAAAUUAGCUGAGAAGGAGACUACUUUAGAUUGCUUAUCGAGGGGUGUACAAGUAAAGAUACGAGGUGAAAAACAGCAAGUGUUUGUUCCGUUGACCCCUAUCCCUGCCCAUCGCCACAUCAAAGUGACCCUCUGUGAUGAAGAGAUGAGUUUAUACUUCGAAGUGCUUGAAGGCAGUGGUAAGAGUGAUGAAUCUAGGUUAUUAGCAAAGGUAUAUUUAGAUGAACUUCCAACUUGCUCAGAAGCUGUUAUAGUCUUCCAUCUUAAAAAAGAGGGGAGCCUACAUGUGACGUGUUCCGAAAAGAUGUCGGGACGUUCAGAGUCUAUCAUGAUUGGAAUCAGUUGAUAAAAACUUCUAGAGUAGUUAAUAGAAAAAUCGAAUUCUUCACCGGCUUCACAGAAUAAGGACAAAUCAAUAGAGGUGCCAUUCAUUGGUCCAAAGUCAGCUGAUUUCAUCAUGGGACAGUUUACCUGGAAACUUAAGUGUAAAAUAAUGAGAGUAGCUGUGUUAUUCUCUCAGCCAGCUUUGGUCUGAUUUGAAAGUUUUAAAAUUAAAACCAUGGCAUUGUUGCCCAAACUUUUUGGAGAAGAGGACUUUUACUGUGACGUUUGUAACAAGGGUUUUAAAAUCAUCUUGACUGUAUAACAUAGACACCAGGUUCCCCAGGGAACAUCCUGUGGAGUCCGCAAUAACCUCUCUGAGAAUCUCUCACCUCUGAGUCUUGGCCAGCCACCUCUUCUUCGAGGGAACCCACCCUCAGGCUAAAGGUCACCUCUAAACAAGGCCCUUGUAUGGACCAGGAGAUGCUCAGAGAGGUUGUUGCCGAUUCCACAGGGUGGGAAUGUAAACUGCUUAGUAAAAACAUUUGAUUCAGUUGCUGAGACUAAUAUCCUUUUGCUGAGUAAUUGAAUCUGUUUCGUUUGAAUCCUGUUUUACAAACUUCUGACGAAUGCUCUCACAAUCUUUUUAUUGAGUGGUGAUUUGAAAAACUUGUGGUACAGAAUGUAUGAAAUUAAAAGAGUUGUUUUCAAUAGCAGGGUUCAACCGGACUUCGAUGUAUUACUUGGGUACUGGAACUGUCUGAAUCGAAGUAUAACUUUCCCCUUGUGCUGUUUUUCAU